Ilex paraguariensis (yerba mate) is the source of this 1401-nucleotide messenger RNA. Lineage: Eukaryota; Viridiplantae; Streptophyta; Magnoliopsida; Aquifoliales; Aquifoliaceae. The record is from the annotation of a GenBank genome assembly.
UCAGAGACCUCCUUUCCAAACUUAACGACACCUCCUCGAGCGUACCUCCCGUCACUUACAUAGUUUCUGAUUGUACCAUGACCUUUACAGUCGCAGCUGCAGAAGAACUAGGCAUCCCUGUAGUUAUUUUCUGGCCAACCAGUGCUUGUGCCUCAAUGGCCGUCCUGCAAUUCCGCAAUCUCAUCGACAAGGGCUUUACCCCUCUCAAAGAUUCUACUUACCUAAUAAAUGGGUAUUUGGAUACAGUCAUAGACUGGAUCCCUGGAAUGAAAGGUGUUUGUUUGAAGGAUCUUCCAAGUUUUAUUAGAACCACGGACCUGAAUGAUAUUGUCAUGAAAUUUUUCUUGAAUGAAGCUGAGAGAUCUAAAAGGGUUUCGGCGAUUAUGCUGAAUACGUAUGAAGUAUUGGAGCAUGAUGUUAUCGAUGCACUUUCAUCCAUUCUUCCCCCAAUUUAUACUGUUGGACCUUUGCAUUUGCUCGAAAAUCAAAUUAAUGAUAACGAACUGAAGUUGCUUGGAUCAAAUCUUUGGAAAGAAAGGUCAGAGUGUCUUGAAUGGCUCGACUUGAAAGAACCUAAGUCUGUUGUUUAUGUUAAUUUUGGAAGCAUCACUAUCAUGACACCCAAACAACUUGUUGAGUUUGCUUGGGGAUUAGCUAAUAGCAAUCAAAUCUUUUUGUGGGUAGUAAGGCCUGAUCUUCUUAUUGGUGAUUCAGCUGUUCUUCCACCUGAAUUUGCGGCAGAGACAAAAGAUAGAGGCCUAUUAGCAGGUUGGUGUCCUCAAGAAAAAGUUAUUUGUCACCCUUCCAUUGGCGGAUUUUUUAACUCACAAUGGGUGGAAUUCCACACUUGAAAGUUUAAGUGCUGGAGUGCCAAUGAUCUGUUGGCCAUUUUUCGCGGAUCAACAGACCAUUUGUUGGUCUUGCUGCACUCAAUGGGGCGUUGGCUUGGAGAUAGACAACGAUGUUAAGAGAAAUGAAAUUGCGAGCCUUGUGAGAGAGUUGAUGGUUGGAGAGAGAGGCAAUGACAUGAAGAAGAAGGCGUUGGAUUGGAAGCAAAGAGCCGAAGAAGCCACUAGAGGUUCAGCUGGAUCAUCCUACAUGAAUCUGGAGAAAAUGAUCAACCAAGUGCUUCUCUCCCAGAAACAACAUACGCCAUAAGACACAAUGCAAUCCAAAAGAUUAUGCUGCAAAACAAUGAUUUUGAUUUCACAGAAUAAUGUUCCUUAUGUGAGUUAUGUCCCUCUAAACAAAAUGUAAGAAUUGCAUGUCUGAGCAGAAUAUUAUAGUUUAAAAUCUUUGAGCCUGUCUGGCUGCCUCAAUUUUGCAAUUGUACAGAUGAUAAAACAUUUAGUGCUAUGAAAUGGAGGAGCUUCAGACAGCAACACCCACCACAGAGCAAAG